AUGUCGAACCUUGAGGAUCUCAAUGGCAAGGGCAAGACGCAGGCCUCUGAAGCCGACAACGCAAAUGCAACCAAAUUGUCCAGCAAGGAGAACACUCCGAGUGUCGCGGAAGCGCUGCUGGAGACCAGCCCCGUCUUGAAGAAUGCGUUGGGCGCAAUAGACAAGGACAAUGCCACCUUGCGCGAGAUAGAUAUCACCAAUCUAUCGACCGGACUCACACUGGAGGGAAAGAGCCUGAAGGACAUGGCUUCCUUCAAGUUCUGGCAGACGCAGCCGGUGCCUCGCUUCGACGGGUCUGGCAGGGUCAGCGAUGGACCGAUCAAGAUCAUUGACCCCGAGAAGGUAUCGAAGAAGCCCGAUCCGCUCAUCGAGGGUUUUGAGUGGGCGACCCUCGACUUGACGAACGAGACGGAGCUCCAGGAGCUAUGGGAUCUGCUCACCUAUCACUAUGUGGAAGACGAUGAUGCCAUGUUCCGCUUUAGAUACUCUCAGUCAUUUCUACACUGGGCUUUGAUGUCUCCCGGCUGGAAAAAGGAAUGGCAUGUCGGCGUGCGUGCGACCAAGUCCCGCAAGCUAGUCGCGUCAAUCUGUGGCGUGCCUACGGAGGUCCGCGUCCGGGGCCAGAAGCUGAAGGUCAUAGAGAUUAACUUCCUUUGCGUCCACAAGAAGCUGCGGUCCAAGCGGUUGGCCCCCGUUCUGAUCAAGGAGAUCACUCGUCGCUGCUACCUGAAUGGAAUCUACCAGGCUGUCUACACUGCCGGUGUACUUCUGCCUACCCCGGUGAGCUCGUGCCGCUACUAUCACCGUUCCCUGGACUGGCUGAAGCUGAAUGAGGUCGGCUUUUCGUCGCUCCCCUACGGCUCAACCAAGGCCCGCCAAGUUACCAAGAACCAUCUCCCGAGUAGUACGUCGACCCCGCGGCUUCGACCUAUGGGACCCAAGGAUAUCGACGCAGUUUAUGAUCUGCUAGAGCGCUACCUACGCCGUUACGAUAUAAACCCGACGUUCACGAAAGAGGAAGUCGCACACUGGCUAGUACACAAAGAGAGCCCCGGGAAGGAGCAGGUAGUGUGGUCGUACGUGGCGGAGGAUGUUGAAACGCAUAAUAUUACCGACUUCUUCUCCUUUUACUGCCUUCCGUCUACUGUGAUCCAGCACCCGAAACACCAGGAGGUACGCGCUGCUUACCUGCACUACUACGCCACCGAAACAGCCUUCACGAACGACAUGAAGGCUUACAAGGACCGGCUCCUGAUGCUGAUGAACGAUGCACUUAUCCUUGCUAAGCGGACCCACUUCGACGUCUUUAACGCACUCACCACCCAGGACAACCCUCUCUUUCUCGAACAGCUCAAGUUCGGCGCAGGUAUUAGCCAGCUCCACUUCUACCUGUACAACUACCGGACGACCCCUAUUGCCGGCGGUGUCAACCAAAAGAAUCUCCCGGAUGAGAACAGGAUGGGAGGUGUUGGUAUUGUGAUGCUGUAA
Molecule: messenger RNA, 1488 nt
Organism: Penicillium cinerascens
Lineage: Eukaryota; Fungi; Ascomycota; Eurotiomycetes; Eurotiales; Aspergillaceae
Product: Glycylpeptide N-tetradecanoyltransferase
Exons: 3
Coding region: 1-1488 (495 amino acids)
Biological process (GO): N-terminal peptidyl-glycine N-myristoylation
Cellular component (GO): cytoplasm
Molecular function (GO): glycylpeptide N-tetradecanoyltransferase activity
Source: RefSeq, a predicted model, not a curated record